UCAUCAUCGUCAUCUUCUUCUUCUUCUUCUUCUUCUUAAAGUGAGUCGAAAACUCAGUCUUUGCUGAUUGCUCAGUGCUCUCUCUCACAUCUUCCAUAGCCGCACCGCGCCAUUUUCACCUCUUCUUUCCCUUUUCGUCUGUUGAAUUACAGACCCAAUGCUUCUUAGCCUAAGCCCCUGUGCCUCCACUCGACCGCGGCUCCACUUCGCGUUCGCCGACGCUCCCACCUCUGCAUCCCCAUGUCCGACCGUUCAUUUCUCGACUUGUUUUCGGGCGAAUUCGAGGUCGAUGACCCAUGUCGCUAAGGCAAGCAGAGGCUCCAAGUCCGGUGCCCCGAAUUCGCCUACAGAUGAAGGAGGAGGAAUGGUAAUUGAUUUUGACGAAGAGAAGGGCGAAGAAACGAAGGGGUUCUCGUCGAGUGGUGGUGGGUUUAGAGGGAGAGAAGAAGAAGAGAAGAAGUAUGAUCGAGACCCUGAGUUCGCUGAAAUCCUCGGGAGCUGUCUUGAUGAUCCCCAGAAGGCUCGUUCUAAAAUGGAGGAGAGACUGAGGAAGAAAAGGAACAAGAUAUUGCAUGCAAAGACCGGUUCAGCUGAACCGAUGAAAGUGAAAUUCAACAAAUUUGAUUUUUCAAAUUCAUACAUGUGGUUUGAAUUCUACAAUGCUCCACUGCCAAAAGAUAUCUCCUUAUUAUGUGAUACAAUUCGAUCAUGGCACAUUGUCGGACGUCUGGGCGGUUGCAAUUCCAUGAAUAUGCAACUGUCACAAUCUCCCCUGGAUAAAAGACCGAACUAUGAUGCCAUUCAAGGCGCCAAUGUGACGCCAACCACAUUUUAUAACAUCGGGGACCUUGAGAUACAAGACAACUUGGCCUGUAUAUGGGUUGAUAUUGGCACGAGCGAACCAUUGCUUCUGGACGUCUUGAUAAAUGCACUGACGCAAAUAAGCUCCGAUUAUGUUGGGAUUAAGCAAGUGGUGUUCGGUGGAUCAGAAUUCGAGAGUUGGAAGGAGAAUCUGACUUCAGAGGACAUGGGUUAUAGCGUGCACAAAAUUUAGCCAGACUCGCUGUAUUAUCAGGGAAACAUCUUCGAUUGGAAGAUAAGUCUCUCCCUUUCUUUCUAAAGAUGGGUUUGUUGCGGUGAGGAAGAGGGUCUCUUUCAGCUUGCAAUCGCAACAGAAAUCAAGAUUAAGAAGUGCAGGUAACACACCUGGAUCUUGGACAGCUUGGAUCGACGCGAGGCUUGGGGCUCAAGAAUGUAUAGUCUCGCAUCUUAUUUUUUAAGUAGAGUUGCAGGUACUUGAUUGACAAUGCCAGUGGGUAAAUAACAUACAUCAUC
Molecule: messenger RNA, 1335 nt
Organism: Rhodamnia argentea
Lineage: Eukaryota; Viridiplantae; Streptophyta; Magnoliopsida; Myrtales; Myrtaceae
Exons: 7
Coding region: 158-1054 (298 amino acids)
Source: RefSeq, a predicted model, not a curated record